This is a messenger RNA of Mercenaria mercenaria, 13386 nucleotides long. Its product is annotated as protein mono-ADP-ribosyltransferase PARP14-like. Gene Ontology annotation, molecular function: RNA binding; NAD+ poly-ADP-ribosyltransferase activity; transcription corepressor activity. Gene Ontology annotation, biological process: negative regulation of gene expression. The record is from RefSeq and is a predicted model, not a curated record. The coding region runs from base 248 to 7030 and encodes 2260 amino acids. The transcript has 24 exons. Gene Ontology annotation, cellular component: nucleus; cytoplasm. NCBI's taxonomy places the organism in Eukaryota, Metazoa, Mollusca, Bivalvia, Venerida, Veneridae.
CAUUUAGUACGGUGGGGGAAAACGAAAGUAGGAUGAUUAAUAUUUUUGUUUUCCGAAAUUCAGUUUAAAUAAACAGGAAGAAACGAAUACGUUUAAGUGAUUUGUAACUGUUUAUACGAAUUUACCUGACAAUAAAGUACAACACUGACACAGGAAGUUUGUGUUUUCACAAACGAAACAAAAUGCUGGAGAUUACUUAAGAACUUAACAGAUUUGUAACGUACCUGGAAACGUAAUUGCGAACACAAUGUCUGAGUUGUACGAGAGAUGUGUGGUAUUAAAGAAUUUACCGCCUACCUGUGAUGAAAGUAAAGUGAGAGAAGCGCUCGAUCUGGCGCAUGGUGAUUGGUGUUUCCAACACAAAUACGAGAAGCUACACAGACAUGUAGAAUUUGACAAUGAUAUCAGAUGGAUAGUUCUCUUCAAAUCAAAACAGGAUGCUGUUGAUUGUAUAAAGAAGGGUGAAUGGGAGUGCAACGAAGUGAGGGGAGGCUGUCACGUAACACCAGAUUAUUGUUCAGGAUGUAUUAUUCCUGACGAAUGGACAGAGGAUACCUCUGUAGAAGAUGAGGAUUGGGACAUGGCCAGCAGUUUGUAUAAAACUGAUUGUGCAGUAGGCACAUCCGAAGAGUUUCUCCACUCUUUUGUAAAGGUGAAAUUGAACACAAACGAUGACCAUACUGACAGUGAUAAUGAUGGAACAGAAGAUGAAGAAGUUACUGUACCGGAAUUCGGUUCAAAUAAUAGAAACGGAAAGCAAGUUGAUCCUGUACAAACAGAUUUUGGUCAAAAUACUUCAAAACUUAGUUCCAGUGAGAUAGUGAAGUAUCAUAAUGACUUUGAAACUUUAUGCAGUGACAUAGAGCCUUCCGGCAGUAUUUUUGGUAGUGGAAAUCAAAAAAGAAAGUUGAAUAUUUCCUCUGAAAAGGAAGUCACAGAUGCCUCUAAGACGAAUACAAGGUCAUUAAGUUCCCGUGACAGCCUACAUUUGUCAGAAGAACGCUUAUCGUCUAGUGAUUUAUUUGGUAGUGGCGGCACAAAAGUUAAAGCAGAAAUAAAAAAUGAAGCGACAAGUGAUACAUCUGAGAAACGCGAUGAAACUAUAGUACCAAAGAACCUGACUGGAGAAAUUAGCGAUAGGGAUCCAGAAAACAGAAUACCAUCUGGGGAAUUAUUUGGAAGUGGUGGUGGUAAAGGGAAGGUACAGAUUGAGACCCAGUCUAAAAAAUUUCAUAAUUCUGAAAGAGAGAAAGAGCUGAUAGCAUCAAACGUAGGAAUUGAUGAUGAUGGAAAAAUGAAUAGUUUUUCAUCUUGUGAAUUGUUUGACAGUGGCAACAGAAGAAAUAAAGCCAGUCAUAAAUCAUCUGAUGAUAUAUUUGACAAUGGUGGUAGGGGAGAAUCGCAUUGUAAUAACGAUGGAACAGAUAAUGGAAAACGUAUGCCACAUGGUGAUAUACGUUAUAGAAUGACAGAAAAAGACGAUGUAGGGAAUAUGCCACCUAGAGAUAUACAGCAUGCUGAAAGAGUGCCGAAGAAAUCUUUCAGUGUGUCUGUUAGGUCAGCAGAUCUGUUUGGAAGUGGCUUUGAAAACACAGAAUCUAUGGAGUUUCAAUACAAUAAAGAAAACGACCAGUCAGCUGAAGGAUGUACAGAAGAUAUGAAUGAGGGUAAGAGAGAUAAUACAGCCGAAACUGCUACUGCGAAUGAACAGCGGGGGGAAACCGUGUCAGCAAAAUAUAAUUCGACAUGUAAUGAUGUUGGUCAAGACGCAACGCCAUCAUAUCAUCAAGUUGGGCAAUACCUCCAGACUGGAAUGCCGUAUCAAAACCCUCAAGCCGUAUCUGAUAUGAAUUACGCAACAUACAUGCCAAUGGAACAACCUAGGCAACGUCUUCAAAAUAUACCAUCUCAAGGAAUUCCAAAUAUGGGAUACCUCGGAAAUCCAUUUUAUCAAUUGCCCUAUCACUUCCCGAUGGCACCAGUACAGAUGGAUGAAAAGGGGCAACCCGUACAUCAGUUUUUUCCUGGCAUGAUGCCACCGAUUCAGUUUGAUGAAAAGGGCAAACCCAUAACGGGCCAACCUGGUAUGAUGAUUCCGCAAGUCUAUUAUAUACCCUAUGUCCCAAGUCCGACUAAGUUUGCACCAACAAGUCAACAGCCAAGUGAAAGAAAGGAUCAUUUGCAGAGGGAUCCUAGCUCAUCUCCACAGUUAUCAGGAAAGCUAGAUAACACACCAGAUAUGACAACAUCUUUUAUUUACGACACUCCUUACAGCUCAGAUCAGACAAACAUAUCUAAUUAUUCAACUCCUCGAAGUUCAGAAGAUGCAUUCUAUAGUUUAGGAAAAGAAUGUCCAGAUCACGUGGUUUCCCGCAACACUAUCGCAGAAAGACGAAAUGACGAUAAUCUUAACCACGCACUUUUAUCUCAGAGCAAACAUGGGGAAAGUGAUGCAAAUAUUUACGAAGAAAUAGAUGAAGAUAAGUUAAAGUCGUUUACGGAAACGACAAAGGUCUCAGAAAAGGGAACAACCGACUUGACACGACCACCUCUGCCACCUGCAUCUCGUCCACCAAUAAAAACCCAAGAAGUUUCUAAAUUUAAGAAACAUACUGUACCAAUUUUUGAUGACAGUAAUUCGUCGGGUGAUAAAGAGGAACAUAAUACAGAAGGCGAGGAAGAAAGUUGUCGAACAAUACUAGUGAGAGGGUUAUCAACAGCGGUAUCAAAGGAUGCCCUGGAACUUUACUUUGAAAAUAAGAGAAAAACUGGAGGCGGAGAAAUAGUGGACGCAUCUAUAGAUGAGAAAAAGCUGGAAGCAGUUAUAGAGUUCAAGAAGAACGAAGAUGCAAAAGAAGUAAUUCGACGGGCUCUUUCUGGAGAGAAAUUUGCACUAUCAGGAUGUCAUCUUCAUGUUUCUGAAUAUCAUCCACCGCCGUUGGAUCCCUUGAAAGUUUUCAUACGUGAAAUUGCAGAGACCACAACCAUUGAAUGUAUCACUAACUUCCUGGCAGCUAGUACAAACUCGGAGCCAUUUGAUGUUGUAUAUGGCGAAACACCUGGUACAGCCAUGGCCAGCUUCGAUACACCUCCAGACAUACCUAAACUACGACAGCUGUGCGACAGACGCAAAUGUGAGGGCAGAAAUUGGAAAAUUGUUGAUGUUGAACUGGCUCGUAGUGUCAAGGUUACUGGGCUGAGUACACAAACCACUCCAGAUUCACUCUGUCUUUAUUUUGAAAAUAAAAGACGAAGUCAAGGUGGUGAUGUUGAAACAACUAAAUAUCGGGAAGAAUUUGGGGACUUUAUUGUGACAUUUGUAAAUGCUGAAGAUGCAGAACGUGUGUGCAAGGCCAAACAUAAACUUGGUGGCAAGGAAAUCACGGUUACUCUUUUCUACCCGUGUCUUGAACUAGACGAAGACUUCAUUGUACGCAUACCACCAGCUAUACUAUUAGAUGAACUUGAAGAAUACAUCCCAAAGUUUCUUAUGAAUUCUAAAAAAUACAAAGCAGACUUUGAAAGCAAAAUACAGACUCAUCAUGGAAGUAUCACCUGGCCCUCCGGGGAACAAAACGUCCUCGAAAUAAAAUGUACGGUCGACCCAAAUGAUAAGAAAGGCAAUGUUAAAGUCAAGAACUGGACUGAGACAUGUACAUCUAUAGCUAAGGAGAUGACUGAUGGCUUAAUUGUUGACAAAAGCAGUAGUGUUGCUGUAGAGGUAUGGACUCAAAUGAAAGAACGUUUACAAGAAAUUGAGGUGCCAGAUCCAGAAUCAGUUGCUGUGUUCCUUGAAAGUAAUGUAUGUGUGAUUGUACUGGUUGGGGCAAAAGAUCCCGUACUGACCACGUCUAAACAGAUAAAGGGGAUUAUUAACGAUAUUGAAAAGAAAAUGGAAAAUGAACGCCAGAUAAUAACAAAGAAAAGAAAAUUGAAGCAUUAUGAAAUGGCACUAGUACGUGCAUCAAGACUUGAAGCAACGUUAAAAAAAAUGCUUACCGAGUUCAGUAUUGACAAUGAACAAAGGGAGAUCAUUUUCAAGGGAAUGCAAAACGACGUAGACGAAGCACUUGCAAAGCUUGAUGCCAAACUGAAAUCAUUCGUAAAGAAGACAGUACCUGCAAUCUCGAAACAAGCAAUAGAUUUACUUUUCAAGAAGGAAGCUAGGGAUAUAGUGAAGAAGAAGAUGGUUGAGAGAAAAGUUAUCGGUGUUUGGGAUUCGGUCAGAGGCAGUAGUCUAGUGAUGUACAGCAAGAAUGAAAAGGAACUGGAUGUUGCUAUAGAAAUCCUACAGUGUACAAUUGUUAUGGAUUAUUUUGAUCUUGAUUCAGAAAAGAGGGAUAUCCUUGACAGCAAGGAUGGUCAAGCAAAAAUUGCAGAAUUCGAGGAAAAUCAUAAAGGUUGUGUUCUUUUUGCAGUUCAGCAAAACGAGUUUCGUUUCGUUUGUGUAGAUGACAUACACAAGGAAAUUAGAGAUGAAUUCACUAAACUUUUCGAUCUUCACUCGGUAAUUUCCAAACCUGUUUACACGGAACCUGGAAUAUUCAGUUAUAUUACCACAUACAAAAAACGAGAAAUCGAAGCUAUUGAAAACCAGUAUAAACGUUUAUCAGUUUUGAUAGCAGUUAAAGACACGUCAAGAAGACCAGGAUUUAUAGUAAAAGGGAAAAAGGAUGGCUGCAAGCUUGCGAUAGCUAAGUUACAAACUCUGAUUGAUUCAGUUGUGCACAAAGAUCAUACUAUUUCAUGGCCGGGCUUCGACAAGUAUAUACAAAGCAGUGAAGGAAUGGAUUGUAUUAAAGUUAUUGAAAUAAAUGAGAAAUGUGUGAUAAAAAUUUCCUCGGAAGUACUCAGUUCUGGAUUAGAAAGCACGACGAGGAAGAAAGCAAUUUCACCAGAGCGGACAGAAAAACGUGGUAGAAUCACAAAGGAGGUCAAGGUUGGAUCUUUAGCCUCAGAAAAUGUUGAUGUAAUCGUCAACUCGACUAACAAAGAUCUUGACCUGAAAAUUGGUGCCAUAUCUCGUACUUUACUGAAAGCGGGUGGUGAUAUGCUCGACCAAGAAUGUAAGACUAAAUAUCCUGAUGGUAUCAAAUCUGGCGAGGUAGCAGUUACAUCUGGUGGGGCAAUGAAAUGCAAGGAGUUAUAUCAUGGACUUCUCGCAAAAUGGGAUGGUGGUCAGGGUCAUGCGGAAAGGGUGAUGGAGAAUUUCGUGAAGGGUUGUCUUACCCUUGCACACGCACGCAAAUAUUCUUCAAUAGCCUUUCCAGCUUUGGGGACGGGUGCGAUGGGAUUUCCAGCCGAUGUGGUUGCUCAGUCGAUGUCGGACAUUGUCGAUGCUUUUGAAGCCAAACAUCCUGACACAAGUUUGAGAACAGUGCGGUUUGUGAUAUGGUCGGAGGACAAAGUGACUGAGAGGGCUUUUAAAGAUGUAGAAUCCAAAACGUUGCGACGAGGGCCAAGUAGUAGACAGAGCUAUCGUUAUUCCGAAGCAAGUGAAAACCUUAUCGUCAAAAAUAAAGGAUAUAGUACAACUAUAGGUCCGGUUUCAGUCAGCAUCGUCAAAGAUGAUCUAACUACACUCACAUCAGGAGCAAUUGUGAACAGCACAACGGAUGAUUUGAAUUUGAAUAGUGGCGCCAUCUCAAAAGCUAUUUUAGCUGCUGCAGGUUUUUCGAUACAAAAUGAAGCCUUAUCCAGACAAAGUCGGUUCGCAAAGGAUGGAUUUGUUGUGACUAGCCCAGGAAAACUUAUGUGUCAAAAUAUAAUUCACGUGAGAGCAAGAAACAGUUUGCAUAACUGGGCGGAUACAAUAAAGAAAUGUUUGAUCAUAACAGAAAAGCUGGGUUUGAAUUCGAUUGCCUUCCCUGCGCUUGGAACAGGUGGAAAAGGAGUACCACCAGAUCGUAUGGCAAAACUCAUGAUAGAAACGUUCCAGGAUUAUAUCAAAUCCUCAGACUUUCAAAAAUGUCUGAAAACAAUUAGGAUUGUCAUUUUUGAGGAGAGGAUGCUAGACUUGUUCAUAUCAGAAGUCAAGGCAACGCUAGAUCCUGUAAAAGCAAGCAAAGGAAAAGGAUUUUUUUCAGAUUUAAAAUUCUGGGAAUCAAAAUCUGUUGCGGUAGAAACACCUGGUGUAACAUUUCAUAUCUAUUGCGGAUCCCGUUAUUUUGUUGAUGGUGUCAUAGGGAAAGUCAUUGAAAUUCGGAGAGAAAAAGAUAUGUUCGUUCCUAAACAAGUCCUCGAAAAUAUGGAAGAAACACACAAAUUAGACUUAAGACGUAUUGGAUAUUCAAAUGGAGCCAAAGUUGUUGUGGAAAAAUCCCGCGUGAAAGUGAUGGGGUAUGGAAAAGCAGCAGACACUGCUAUCAGAAAAACUCAGGAGUACAUAACUUCUGUUGAGAGGGAUAUGAAAAAAGGAAUUUCUUCCUCUGCCGUGAAACUACCGUCAAGUUGGACAAAAAUGAAACUAUCUGACCCUACAAAAACUGUGUUGUUGUUACCAGGGGAUCCGGAUACAGCAUGGGUGACUAGAAAGUUUGCAGCGGAAUCUGGCUAUCCACAAACAAGCAUCGUUAAGAUUGAGCGGAUACAAAACCUGACAAUGUUCACGCAUUAUAUUGGUAAAAAGAAGCAGAUGGAAAUACAUAAUAGCGGUGGACGAAAGGUAGAACAACUGCUGUGGCAUGGGACAAAGAGUACAGCUGUAGAAAACAUCAAACACAAAGGAUUCGAUAGAAACUAUAAUACAGGUGCUUCACAUGGUUCAGGAGUAUAUUUUGCCGUGAAGGCUUCCAUGUCUGCACAGGGAUAUUGUCGGGCGGAUGCCAACGGUCAUAAACAUAUAUUUUUGGCGCAUGUUUUGACUGGUGAAUAUUGUGUCGGCCAAAACGGUAUUAGAGUACCACCGGUAAAAUCUAUAACUCCGUACGCAACUUAUGAUUCGACAACAGACAAUGUGCAGGCUCCGAACUUUUUUGUUAUUUUUCAUGACGCGCAGGCAUACCCGUCGUUUCUGAUUACAUUUACAUAGACAUCAGUGUCUCAGACAUAUAAAAGUAAAAAGAAACUGCAGUAUAAUUCAAUGCAUCCAUUUUAAAUGUUUUACCUUGAUAUUUAAGACAAAUUUGUAAGUAAAUAUUAGUAACAUUUACUUUCCUUAAGCGGUUCGUACAAUCAGGUGUAUGGAGAUAAACAAAGGGAAACACGUGUGAUAGGAAUGUUACGAGGAACAUUGUUGAUUGUUAUAUUGCUUUGACUAUGCUUUUAUACAUAUCUGCAUUCACUGAAGUUUAAGAACAGAAAGGAACGGAUAAUUUUAAAGCUUAGCAGGAGUCGCACGAAUUAAGGAGUAUUUCAUUUAUUAGAAAACACGUUUUCGUGUAUUCAGAGGUUACAGAACUCAUAUUUAGUUUUAACACUUACCCUGCUAAAUUUCUAUGAAUGAACUUGUGCAUCUUUCAAUAGGAAAGUACCGUUAACUGUUAAAAGGGGUGCUUUCCAAAAGAAAGACACUGACUGAAUUGCGAACAGUGCAGAUGUUGAUCAGACUGUACGGAUGUGCAGGCUGAUCAUGAUUGCAUUGGUCGCACAGGCAGAAUCAAUCACGUCCAGCAUGAUAAGGGUUAAAAUACAGAAAAUACAUUAACAAGAUUAACUUUUUACUCUUGAUGAUUGGUUUUGCAGGAUUUUAUUGUAAAGACUUUAGUUCACGUCAUUAUCCCAUUUCUCUACAAUAUGAGUACAGAUUGUGUUUCAUGAAAACGUUUACCCACGAAAUACAUGUGCAGAAGCAGCAUUUAAUUAUCAUACGGUAGCUUGCGCAAUGUUCGAAAAUGCUAAUAUUAAUUUGAGAACCGGAUUUUUAAACAAACUUUUAUUUUAAUUUUUCGCAAAUGAAUUCUGGGUCCGCAUCAUCAGUGUUAAAGCCUGUCUGAAAUUUAGCUGUAGAAUAUCGAGUUUUAAUCUAAUGCUUUUAUAAUUAUAUAAGUCCGCCCGCUUAGCUAAACAAGGAUCGCGGGGUCGCGAGUUCGAUCCUCGGGCGGGACGUAUGUUCUCCGUGACGAUUUGAUAAAAGACAUUGCGUCUGAAAUCCUCGUCCUCCGCCUCUGAUAAUUCAUGUGGGGAAGUUGGCAGUUACUUGCGGAGAAUAGGUUUGUACUGGUACAGAAUCCAGGAAAUCGGGUUAGGUUAACUGCCCGCCGUUACAUGAUUGAAAUACUGUUGAAAAAUGGCGUUAAACCGAAAACAAACAAACAAAUACUUAUUUAUACUAGAUAUUUUUAUCUGAGCUGUCUGUUGCCGGAGAAGGUACACUCGUGCCAGAACAACGAGGAAAUUAUGCGUUUUAAAGUUCAAACCUAAAAUGUUUUGGUUUGAAACACUGGCACCAGAGCAGAAAGAAAAUGCCUCUAUACAUGUUAUACCAUACCCCUAGGUAUCAUAUAAGAACCAUGGUCAUGAACAGGAAAAUAUACUUACCCUAAAUAAGUACUGUGGAUAUUGAACAAGUGGUGAUUUAUCUUCCAUUGUGUACCGGCCACUUUUCUUCAAUAUUUCUUAUCUGAAGGAAUUAACGUGUAGUUUACAGUUUUUUCAACGUUACACAAAAAACUUCGUUGAACUUCCCUAGUGAUGCUCCAGUCUAGAUUACAGACACGCCCUGAUUGGCUGAUGUGAAAAUGUAUGUCAGUCGCGGUUUAACUACACGUGUUCGCUCAUAUGUAUAUAUGCAGCAAAAAUGUGCAAUAUGAAUUAAAUAAGCAGUACAAAUGUAUAACAAUGUAUGACUUCAAAUUCAAAAUCAUAUAUAAGAUGAACUUCAUUCAUCAUUUCGAGUUUUAUUUGUUAACAGUGAAUAUUUUGCAUUCUGUUUUUGUUUGUUUCGCUUCACAUGUGCAUACUGCCAUGACCUCUAGACCGGAUGUUCAUUAGGGGAGUUCACGCAAGUUUUUUUCUGUAACGUCAACGAAAGCAUAAAAUAUAGUUAGUACCUCUGCAAUAUGAAAUAUUGAUACAAUAUGACUGGUGCAAAGUGGAAGAUAAAUUACCGCUUGUUCAAUAUGCUGGGUACCCAUUCAUCGAACUGCGCGUUUUAGGUGAGGAAUUUACGACUGAAAUGGGUUAGUGCACUUUCCCGUUCAUGACCAUGGCUCUUAUAUGAUACCUAGGGGUAUAACAUGUAUAGAGCCAUUUUCUUUCUGCUCUGGUGCCAGUGGUUUGAAACGCUUACUUACAUGAAAACGGGCCAUACUUAUUAUUAAGAAAAUCAUAAACCUUAGUUGUUAAGACUGACAGCAGACAUGUAUGUAAAUGAAAAUAAAAACAAAAGCUGCACUGAAUGCAUAAUCAAUACUUUAAAUGUACGUACAAAGACUUCCAAAUUUUCUUGAAAGUUUUUAAAUGGUAUUUACGUAUGUUAGGUGCCUAUGGGUGUUUCUCUUUUGACAUAUUAUUUUGCUUCUGAUCCUGUGACGUAGUUUUUGCGCAUGUGCAUAAGCGCCGAAAUGAUUAACAUGGAAGUUCAGGGAAGAUGGUUUUAAAUUUUAAAUGAUUAGUUAUAGGAGUCAUUCCCUAUUUGCUACUUGUUUUUUCAUGACCAAAUAUGGAAUAAUAAAAAUUUGACCAUUUUUAGCUGUAUGGAGUAACAACAUUCUUAUCUUUUAAAUAUGUGCCCGUGGUUACCGUUUCCGUGUGUAAUAAUUCUAUUUUUAUUAUCGAUCGGUCGGUAGGUUGGACCGUUACUUUUCAUGGUUUCCGGACAAUAACUCAUGAAAGGCUUGACAGAUUUAAAUAAAUUAUGGUACACAGGUGUAACAUCAUUAAAUACAGGUCAAGUUCAGCUUUGCUUACAAACCACCUUUUACGUAGUUUUGGCCCCCUUUUCAACUUAAAAUUUCCCAAACUCAUGGUUUCCGGACAAAAACUAAUGAAAGGCUUGACAGAUUUAGAUAAUUUUUGAUACACAUGUUUAACAUCAUAAGAUAUAGGUCAAGUUCGACUUUGGCUACAAACCACCAAAUAUUUUGACGUAGUAGUUACUUAAAAUUUGCCAAACUCAUGGUUUCCGGACAAUAACUUGUGAAAGGCUUGACAGAUUUAAAUAAAUUUUGGUACGCAGGUAUAACAUCAUAAAAUACAGGUCAAAUUCGACGUUGCCUACAAACCAUCUUUUUUGACGUAGUUAUGACCCCUUUCCAACUUAAAAUUUGCCAAACUCAUGGUUUCCGAACUCAUGAAAGGGUUGACAGAUUGAAAUAAUGUUUGAUACACAGGUGUAACAUCAUCUUAUGGUUGCCAUACUUUUGUGACAAGGCCAUAUUGUGGGGGUAUUAUUCGUCACUCCUGUGACAGUUCUAGUUUUAUUUUAAAUAUUGAUUUAUUAGUAGUAUAUUGUAGGCGUUGUUAUUUGCCACAUUUCUUUCAUAUGAUAGGGGGUAUAGGCGAAAUUCCGGAUACUGCUUUGUACAUGCAUGUAAAGUUAAUUUAUGCUAAUUUUUAACCCACUUUAUUGUGUUAUUUUAUUGGUAUGUAUUUAAUAAGUUUUAUACUACUGUUUCUGUAUAAGCAUUUGUUCAGGUUUGUUGUAUGUUGUGUGUCGUAUUUUUUUAUUAAGUAUGUAACUCACUCUGCGACUCCUUAAUGUACGAGGCUCCGUCAAAUCUUAAUGUAGGCAUGGCUAUGCCCGCUCCCUUUUCCGUAAUUAACACCAAACGUAUUACACAGGACGUACAUCUGGAACAAACAUCCAUAAACAGUGUCUCAUAUUUUUAGUUUUAUACUUUGAUUUUUUAAAGUUAAGUAUUUAUGUGUUUAAUGUUUGAUAUGCAUGAUUAUGGUCAAACUAUUUACAAAUGUCACCUAACAAUAAGGCAAAAAGUGGCCUUUGAACCAAGCCGACUUGUAUUUUAAAGUAGCCUUGCUCUAUUAUCUCAAUGUAGGUUUCUUACAGGCUGACCUUUAGUAAUAUCAGAACAAUGGUCUUUCUUGAGAGCUUUUGCUGAUUGCACAACAUUGACUAUUUGUCCUUCCAAAAUACCAUUUGAUCAAUAUAUGAGUAUAUAUAGUGGUAAAUGUGUUUAUAGUAGUGAACUGUUUAGUCAAUAUUCAUUACUGCGUAUUCAUAAGCUGUUUUUCUACGGAGGAGGUGAAGAAAACAACAGCAACAACAACAAUACCCUCCAUGUAAAUGCACCAAUGUAAUCGUCAACAUAUAACACUUGGGUUAUAAUUUUCUUGUUAAAUUUUAUCCGGGCACGUUUUAAACAAUUUAUUUAGUGUCAGGCGGUGUUGUUUAUUUACGUGACUGUCGUGUAUGUUACUCGCUAGUUAAACUUACUAAUUCAAACUGUCGAAAUACGUAAUUCGAAAUAUGACCGUGUAGUUUUCGCACUUCAGAUAUCACUGUUCUACCCUGUAAGGGUCUCUUCGGCACGACAAUAUAGCCAUAGCAUGCACAAACGAGUAGUUAUAUGUCCGGGAACUGCUUAAACCCGCAGUCGGGUACCUUACGUUUUCCAAGCUGUGAGGAUAUGCCGUAGAUGGUGCCGAACGAAAAAUAUUUUACUGUUUUACAUAUAUCUGGAGGCUUUCGGCGUGGUUCGAUUUCUAACGAACGGCACAUAUACCCGCACUCUACAACGAACAAAAGUAUAUUUCAAGAUUUCAUUUAGCUUCAGUUUAGGUUAUACAUUGAUGCACGGUUAUUUGAAGAAUAUGCAGAUAUAAUAGUGUGCUAUGUGUUGACACUUUCUCGUACUAUUAUCACAGAAUAGAUAAAUUAGACUUCCAAAGUCUGGUAUUUAGGCAAAAUACGAAGUCAAAACAAAAUUAUUCAUUAACAUUUCGUCCAUUGAGAGCCAGACGGACUCGUCAGCAUAUGGAUAAAGAACGUUGAUGAGCCCUUCUGGCUCUCAAUUGACGAAAUUUUUUGAUUUUUUGCAGACAGACAUACGUUAAAAUCUGGCGGUUAACGAAGUUAAACGAUGAGACGAAAUUUUGAGUUACGUAGAUCGAAAAUUCGAAAAAAAACAAAACAAACAAACAAAACAAGUUGAAAUUUUGAGAUACUAAGUCAGAAUGUUGCUCAACAGCAAUCUUUAAGUGACAUUGUGGCGGCCGUAAGAAAUAUCCACGUCCUUAGAUUCGAUGAUUUUUGUCGAGCCCGCUUGCGGAAGCGAAGACAUAGUUGUCCAAAUGGCUGUUCGGUGUAUGUGCGUACGUUCGUGCGUGCGCUCGUGUGUGCGUCCGUGCGUCCGUCCGGAUUUGUUUGUCCGGACCAUAACUUUGACGUGAUUUGGCAUGAAUGUUAACCUCAGUGAGACGGAGUAUCAUGCGCUAACCCCCGGUUCCUAUCUCAAAGGUCAAGGUCACACUUACAGGUCAAAGGUCAAAUUCAGAAAUGACUUUGUCCGUAGCAUUUCUUCUUCAUGCAUGGAGGGAGUUUGAUGUUACUUGGCACAAUUGUUCACCAUCAUGUGAUGGAGUGUCAUGCGUAAGAACCAGGUCCCUUGGUCUAAGGUCAAGGUCAUACUUAGAGGUCAAAGGAUACAAGAAUGACAGCUUUGUCCGGAGCAUUUCUUCUUCAUGCAUGGAGGGAUUUUGAUGUAACUUUGCACAAAUGUUCACCACCAUAAGACGGAAUGUGCAAGAACCAGGUCCCUAGGUCUAAGGUUAAGGUCACACUUAGAGGUCAAAAGUCAGAUACAAGAAUGACUUUGUCUGGAGCAUUUCUUUUUGAUGCAUAGAGGGAUUUUGAUGUAACUUGACACAAUUGUUCAUCACCAUGAGACGGAGUGUCGUGCGCAAGAUCCUAGAAUUACUUCCCUUUGUUGUUACUAUAAAUAGCUUUUAUUCGUAACUUUUUUUAUUUCUGGUCGUAGGGAAAAAUCAAGACCACUUUUCUGUAGUAUAACAUACAUGUAACAUCCAAUUUUCAGGUGUAUUUUGAACUAUCUCUACUGGUGAGGAUUUUUAUGUGGACUUAGAAUUUCGCUUAGGCCGAUGCUAGCGGUCUGGAGAGGUGUAUUGUGUAUGUUUCCAAAGGAUCUUUUACAGACUUUAUUGUUAAUAUGUUGAAAUUGACAUGCGAUGUUUUAUUCGAUGUUAUUAUUCUGGUAAAUACACAUAUCUUUUUGUUGCGAAUUAAAUAAUAUUCUUAACUGUCGUUUAAGUUUUGUUCUCCUAUAUAAUAGGAUUAUUAUAAUAGUAGCUCGAUCUGGGAUGCUUAUUCGGCUCGAGUGGAUUUUACUAGAUCGGAUCUCACGAGGCGCUAAAGCUACUGUUAUGAUGACCCUUUUAUUAUAUAUGUACAUCUUUAACUUUAACUUUAGUACUGUACAUGUCUGUAUUAAUUUGAUAGUGCUUGAUGUAAUAUUUUAAAACCUGUAA